Molecule: messenger RNA, 3404 nt
Organism: Numida meleagris (helmeted guineafowl)
Lineage: Eukaryota; Metazoa; Chordata; Aves; Galliformes; Numididae
Product: lysosomal acid lipase/cholesteryl ester hydrolase-like
Exons: 9
Coding region: 8-1210 (400 amino acids)
Molecular function (GO): hydrolase activity, acting on ester bonds
Source: RefSeq, a predicted model, not a curated record
CCCCAAGAUGCGGUGUCUCCUCAUGCUGUUGUGCUCCCAGGCUGUUGCCUUUUCAGUAGGAUUCAUAGCACCCCACACUCUGAAAUCAGAGGAAGGACUGCACAGGAAGCAACGCAACCCUGAAGACCUCAUGAACGUUACUGAAAUGAUCAGAUAUCAUGGAUACCCCAGUGAGGAGUAUGAAGUUAAUACCGAGGAUGGAUACAUACUUGGUGUUUUCAGAAUUCCCAGUGGGAGGAACAUGCAAAAUACAGGACAAAAGCCAGUAGUUUUGCUGCAUCAUGGUACUUUUGCAGACUGUAGUUACUGGAUUUCUAACCUGCCCAACAACAGCCUAGGCUUCAUCCUUGCAGAUGCCGGCUAUGAUGUUUGGCUGGGAAACAGCCGAGGAAACACCUUGUCUGCAAAACACAAGACUCUUAAAACCUGCCAGAAAGAGUUUUGGCAGUUCAGCUUCGACGAGAUAGGUAAAUAUGAUCUCCCAGCUGAGCUGUACUUCAUCAUGAAUAAAACUGGACAGAAGAACGUAUAUUAUGUUGGUCACUCAGAAGGUUCAACUGUAGGCUUUGUAGCAUUUUCUACUUAUCCAGAGUUGGCACAAAGGGUGAAAAUGUUCUUUGCUUUAGGACCAGUACUCACCAUUACACACGCUACCAGUCCUUUUACAACAUUUGCGCGUCUUCCUCAGCCGGUGAUCAAGUUACUCCUUGGUUGCAAAGGAGCUCUUCGCCAGAACGAACUGCUGAGAAGGCUCGCAAUACCACUGUGCUCAUCUCUGCAAAAAGCUUGCGCCAAUAUCCUCUACUCCAUAGCUGGUGGUAGAGCACAAAACCUGAAUGCGAGUCGAACAGAUGUAUACGUAGGACAUUACCCAGCUGGGACAUCAGUACAGAAUAUUCUUCACUGGCAUCAGCUAUCCCAUACAGACCGAUUCCAAGCUUAUGACUAUGGCUCAAGUGUAAACAUGAAGAAAUACAACCAGUCUAUUCCGCCUGAAUACAAGAUAGAGAAGAUAAGCACGCCCAUUGCCGUUUGGAGUGGUGGACAAGACAAAUUUGCAGAUCCCAAAGACACAGCAAAACUACUGUCUCGGAUUAAUAAUCUCUAUUACCAUGAGAAUUUUCCUUUCUGGGGACACCUUGAUUUUGUCUGGGGCCUUGAUGCAGCUGAGAAAAUGUAUCAGAAAAUUGUUGAACUAAUGAGAAAAUAACCUUAAAGCUUUGUACAGGAAUUUCCUUCAUCCAGCAAAGCCCUCAAAGAUUUCUAUUUAGCAGUAGAAUAUAGGUGUAGGUAUUGGUAUAGGGGUUUGUUUUUUUCUUGCAUUGUAUUCCGUGGUUUUAUGGUAUUUUGGUGAAGGUGGGUAGGUGAGUAAGUUAAGGUAGGUUAGGAAGGUAAGAAACAUGAGGAUGACCACUAAUAUACAACUUAGAAGGCAGGGUAACUCACUUUGGAAUAUUUAAACAGUUAGAGGGUUGAUUUUGCUACAAAUGAGUUUUUAUCUCCCUUGUACAUCAAUAUUAUAUAUUCCACUUGAGACAGAGGUGUUAUCUUAUGAAAACAUAAAAAUUGGAUAUAGUCACGUCUCUGUUUAAGUAUUACUGAUCUUUGCUUAAAUUAAAUCAUUGUCCUCUUCAUAAAGUGCUUGGCCUGUUUUCAUUUUCUCACAUUAUCAAGAACAGCAAGCCUGAACCACAAGACCUUCUUGUGGCUACUCUAAGGCUACCCUAGCAUUUAACAUACAGUAGUUUGCCUUACUGGCCCAAAUACCAAGGGAUUCAACUUCUCAAAACCAGUGUCAGAGAGAAACUACUUGCCCCUAACCGCUUGUUAGAGAGAUGCAGAUACUCUCUCAUCCUUCAUCCCCACAUAUCAGCAAAUGUUUUAUUCACUCCCUGAAUACAAAGAAUACAAACAUCUCUACACCUAAAACGCGGCAACUGACGAUUGAGGAGAUGCAGCUGUAUCAGGCAGCCUGCACAUCAAGGACUAGAGCACCCAUCUCGAGAAAUGUUCCUGACACUGUCAGUAAAGUUGUUUCAAGGUCUUCUAACUUCUCGGUUCACCAUGUCCACAUGUUCUGCCAUUCACCUACAAAAUAAUCCAGAAGGUGAAAGAUCACACCAAGGGUUCAUCAGUACAUGCCAAGACAGAGUAACUCAGGUACUGUGGGUGUUUCUAGGUGCAGGGUUAAGCCCAGAAUCCUUAAGCAAGAUUUGUAACAAGUGCAAUCCAUUUGAUCAUUAUCUGGAGACAGUCAUCAAAAUAUAAACAAAACGUUUGUCUCAUGUAAUACAGAAAACUCAUGCAAAGGAGAUGAAACACCUUGUCUAGCACCUACCACUGGAAACUGAGCUCACAACUUGUGGAGAGAUUUAUAGUCCGCAACCCGGAGUGGACUCUCACCCACACCACAUCAUCUGUCAGCUCCCAGCACCCUGACCACCCCAGAGGGCUCCAAACAGGCCUAGCCCUGCUCCUCAGCAGAGCACAGGAGAUGUAGCAUUACCCCAAGUACAAACACAAGCUCUGGGUCUGAAGGGCAGGGAGCAAGAGCAAGAACUUGAGCUUAGGUAAAGAGGAAGUGAGUGCCUCUUCCAGUGCAGCACAGCCCUUCACCUCUGUCCUCACACUCCUGCAGAACCACACAACAUGCAGACAUGCUGCACACCAUGAACCUAACAGUGUGACGCUGCACAAAACACGUGCUAGGUGGGGCAAAAAACUACAAAUCACAACACCAAACUCAUUCUUGCCUCACUAGUAGUGCAUUUUCCCUGAUGCAGAAGUAGGGCUAAAGAGAAGCUAGCUCAGAUCCUCCACUGACAUAGCACAAGGGCAGGCAAUGGGAACCAUGCUUUCUGGAUGAUGAAAGAAGGGGGACCUAGCAGCUCUUCAAAAGCCAGUCGUGUGGAUACAGGGCUAAGAUCUAGCUCACUCAGCUUGGAAGCAUAUACCAAGGGGCACUCAAGGACAACAGCUUCUCCAGAGAGCCUAUCCAUGUUCAAGAGGAAGAAACAGCCACAGAUAAACUCUGCGAGAGGUCACAGGGAAGCAUUCAGGUCAGUGAAACACUGCUCAGAAAAGAAAGCAACUAGUCUAACAUCACCUCUGACCCAAAUAAGGUUUACAAAGGGUUGCCAAAAACUUCUCAUGGAAGACAAAAACAACUUCCAAAUAGUUAGAUAGGCUUGACACUUGACAAUAAGGAUUCCAGCAAACAAUCAUAAUCUUCAUAUUAGAAUCCACCAGGAACACAAUCCUGUAACGACUCAGCACAAGAAAGCAUUUACCUCUUACAUGUCCUGUCAGUAGACUGUUAGCUACCCAAACUACAUCCCUGCAGUGCUGCAAGGGGCCCAUGCUCCUCCAGACCCACUCCAACAGCUCCUCAUCCUUCUUGUGCU